Grammomys surdaster is the source of this 2235-nucleotide messenger RNA. RefSeq names its product guanylate cyclase soluble subunit beta-2. The transcript is spliced from 14 exons. Gene Ontology annotation, cellular component: guanylate cyclase complex, soluble. Lineage: Eukaryota; Metazoa; Chordata; Mammalia; Rodentia; Muridae. Gene Ontology annotation, biological process: response to oxygen levels; cGMP biosynthetic process. Bases 97 to 2145 code for a protein of 682 amino acids. The record is from RefSeq and is a predicted model, not a curated record. Gene Ontology annotation, molecular function: guanylate cyclase activity; heme binding.
UAUGUGCUCUCAUGGGUGAAUUUUGCACUGCAAUGUGAGUCAGUUCUCAGAAGCAGCCCUCGGUUCCACAGCAGACUGUUGUUUGAAGAUGUAUCCAUGGAAGGCAUUCUGAAGCUCUUUGGCGAAUACUUCUUUAAGUUCUGUAAGAUGUCCGGCUAUGACAGGAUGCUGCGGACACUUGGAGGAAAUCUCACAGAGUUUAUUGAGAACCUAGAUGCCCUCCACAGUUACCUGGCACUGUCUUAUCAGGAAAUGAACGCACCAUCCUUUCGUGUGGAGGGAGGAACUGACGGGGCAAUGCUUCUCCAUUACUACUCAGACAGACAUGGUCUGUGUCACAUUGUACCAGGCAUCAUUGAAGCUGUGGCCAAGGACUUCUUUGACACUGAUGUGGCCAUGAGUAUCCUCGAUAUGAAUGAAGAGGUGGAAAGGACAGGGAAGAAAGAACAUGUCGUGUUUCUGGUUGUGCAGAAGGCUCGAAGACAGAUAAAAGGGGCAAAGGCAAACCAGCCGCAAGACAGUGAGGACAUCCAGGCAGACCAGGAGGCUCUCCAGGGAAUACUCCUUAGGAUGAAGGAGAGAUACUUAAACAUCCCUGUUUGCCAUGGGGAGAAAGCUCACUCAGCUGUUAUGAGGGCAUCAGUCCUGUUUGGAAAAGGGCCCCUUGGGGACACCUUCCAGCCUGUCUAUCCUGAGAGACUGUGGAUUGAAGAGGAGGUGUUCUGCAAUGUUUUUCCUUUCCACAUUGUCUUUGAUGAAGCACUAAGGGUCAAGCAAGCUGGAGUGAAUAUUCAGAAGUAUGUCCCUGGAAUCCUAACCCAGAAGUUUGGACUAGAUGAGUAUUUCUCCAUCAUCCACCCUCAAGUUACUUUCAACAUCUCCAGCAUCUGCAAGUUCAUUAAUAGUCAAUUUGUCUUGAAGACACGAAGAGAAAUGAUGCCCGAAGCAUGGAAGAGCCAGCCGACACUCAAACUCCGGGGCCAGAUGAUCUGGAUGGAGUUUCUGAAGUGCAUGAUCUUCAUGUGUUCUCCAAAGCUCCGUAGCCUACAAGAGCUGGAAGAGAGCAAGAUGCAUCUUUCUGACAUUGCUCCACACGACACAACCAGGGAUCUAAUCCUCCUCAACCAGCAGAGGCUGGCAGAGAUGGAGCUGUCCUCCCAGCUGGAGAAGAAGAAGGAGGAGUUGCGUGUCCUUUCCAAUCACCUGGCCAUCGAAAAGAAGAAGACAGAGACCUUGCUGUAUGCCAUGCUGCCUGAACAUGUGGCCAACCAGCUCAAGGAGGGCAAAAAGGUGGCUGCAGGAGAAUUUGAAACAUGUACAAUCCUUUUCAGCGAUGUAGUGACAUUCACCAACAUCUGUGCGGCCUGUGAACCUAUCCAAAUAGUGAAUAUGCUGAACUCAAUGUAUUCCAAGUUUGACAGGUUAACCAAUGUCCACGAGGUCUACAAAGUAGAAACAAUAGGUGAUGCUUACAUGGUGGUGGGUGGAGUACCAGUACCCACUGAAAGCCAUGCUCAAAGAGUUGCUAAUUUUGCUCUGGGGAUGAGAAUUUCUGCAAAAGAAGUGAUGAAUCCUGUCACCGGGGAACCCAUCCAGAUCAGAGUGGGAAUCCAUACUGGACCGGUCUUGGCAGGUGUGGUGGGAGACAAGAUGCCUCGGUACUGCUUGUUUGGUGACACUGUAAACACAGCCUCUAGGAUGGAAAGUCACGGGCUUCCCAACAAGGUGCAUCUGAGCCCUACAGCCCACAGAGCCCUGGAAAACAAAGGGUUUGAAAUUGUCAGGAGAGGAGAGAUAGAAGUGAAGGGGAAAGGAAAAAUGACCACAUACUUUCUGAUCCAGAACCUGAAUGCCACCGAGGACGAGAUCAUGGGGCGACCUUCAGCUCUCGCUGAUGGGAAGGAAGCAAGUACUCCUGAAAACCAAGUCAGGAAGUCCUGUGGUGAACUAAGGAACACAGACCAUCAGCAACAUGUCUACAACAGUGAUCCAGCAGAUGCUUCUGAUGAGGUCACACUUGCCGGGAGCCCAGUGGCAGGGCAAGACUCCACAGAUGCAGCCAAUAGCCAGCCACCACCAGAUGAGACCAAGACAAGAGCCCUUGCUGGUGGCCCUGUGCUGUCUGCCUUCUGUGUUAUGCUGUGAUCAGGAGAAGCAGUGAACCUCUGGCAUCUGCUUCCUGCAUUCCAUAGCAGGAAAGAAAAUUGAUUUGUAAAAAUGCAGAAGUUCAAAAUG